Messenger RNA from Magallana angulata, 2017 nucleotides. Its product is annotated as sodium-dependent glucose transporter 1A-like. The transcript has 4 exons. The coding region runs from base 143 to 1930 and encodes 595 amino acids. NCBI's taxonomy places the organism in Eukaryota, Metazoa, Mollusca, Bivalvia, Ostreida, Ostreidae. The record is from RefSeq and is a predicted model, not a curated record. Gene Ontology annotation, biological process: transmembrane transport.
CCGUAGAUAAUUAAAGAACCCAACCAAUUCCAAGCACAGCGAAACAUUUCAACAACUAACAAAAAUGUUUUCGGCUUAAAGUGAAUCGCCCGUCCAGUAAUCAGGAAAAUUAAUAUUCUACAGAAACCACAGGUAACCUAGAAUGAGUGAAAGAAGAGAAGAAAAUGUUCAGACAGACGUACCAUCACAAAACCACCAGAUAGAUGAGAGUCAAAACCACACAGGAAAAAGUUCGCCCGAGAGCACACGAGAUCUGGACGAGAAUUCAAGUCAAGAUGGGGACGUCAGACUGUUUGAAGGAGAAAAGACAGGAAGUAGUGAAAUUAAACGAGAUCUGGACGAGAAUUCAAGUCAAGAGAGGGACGUCAAGCUGUUUAAAGAAGAAAAGACAGGAAGUAGUGAAAUUACACGAGAUCAUGACGAGAAUGAGAAUUCAGGCAAAGAUAUUUCGACCUUUGAUUGCGUAGAAGAUAAAAAGACAAAUGCUCGAAAGAAAAACGAAAGGAGUUUAUGGUUCCUACUAAAGCGAGACAAAAUCUACAGAAAGAAGUAUAUUUUGACUGUGGCAUAUAUUUUGUCCUUUCUCACUCUAGGAUGGGUGGAGGGUCAAUUCGGUCCAACAUUCCCUGACAUCCUGUUGAUAUCUCGCACAUCACUAGAGAAAGGAUCGCUGUUCUUUACCAUGGGAACGCUCGGCUAUCUGAUUGGCUCACUCAUAAUGGGCGUAGUCUUUGAUAAAAAGAUUCUGGACCGGAACUUGCUGAUGUUUCUAGCCACGAUGGGUUACGGGGUUAUCAUCGCUAUAGUCCCGUGGUGUAGUCUGUUUGAAGCCAUGGCUUUUAUACACGUGAUGAAGGGAGCGUUCGGAGGCGGAUUAGACACGUGUGGCAAUGCUGGUCUUGUAGUAAUAUGGGGCUCAGAGGGCGAUUCUUUCUUCAGUGCAUUACACUUUGCAUUUGCUUUUGGCGGGAUUCUGUCUCCUUUGGCUUCUGCGCCAUAUCUGAUGUCAUUUGGCGACGAAGUAAACAAUACGUUCAUUGAUGGAAAUAACUCCAUGAUGAAUUUUACCAACAACAACAACAAUACGUGGUUAAAUGAAACCAAGUCCAACAUGAGUAAUUUGACAGCAGUAACACAAAAUGAGCAAACAUCGCAAAUUUAUAUUCCAUACACCAUGACAACAGUCCUUUGUGUUCUGACGUCACUUCCUUUUCUUGUCUUCAAAUUCAUGUCUUUGCAAAAGAAGAUCGAAAGACAGAAAGGAAACCCCGAAGAAGAAACAACAAGCAAAUCAGAAAGUCGUCUAAGAAUUGUGGGAUUUAUAAACAUGGUAGUUUAUAUUAGCGUAUACGUUGCGGUGGAAAACACCUUUGCCGGAUUCCUUACAACGUUCGUAGUUAAAGAGCUGAACUGGACCAAUUCUCAAGGCAGUUACAUCACUUCCGGCCAUUGGGCACUCUUUGCGACGGGUCGGUUUCUAGGGAUAUUUCUUGUGCGAUUUUUCAGCCCAGCGAAAAUGAUUUUUACCUAUAACAUGAUGAUGCUUAUAUCACUACUUGGCUUCCUGCUGACGUCAUUACACGGGGUUGUAGUCGGUGUAUGGGCUUUUACAUUGCUUACUGGCUUUUCCAUGUCAGUGGUUUUCCCUACUGUGUUCAUGUGGACGGAACAACGGUUUUUACGGGUCACGGGGAAGAUAGCCUCCAUUUUCCUUGUAGCGGCGUCUGUGGGUUUCAUGGUCAAUCCGCUAUUUCUUGGCAUGCUGAUGGAAACCUUCAGUCCAAUGUGGUUCAGUUAUCUCUUGUUUGGAGAAACCUUCUUGUUGAUGUCUCUAUUCUUUACGGGUUUGUGUAUAUCACGGAAAAUCUCCUCAAUAAAACCGGUCCAGACGGAGCAAGAAAUCUCAAUUUUGAACGAGAAAGGGGAAUAACCUUGUUCAGCUUAUCUUUAUCUCAAUAAUGCAGCAUCACUCUAAAAAAUGUACCGGUGUUUUUCCUCAUUAAUACCCGGUUGUAUC